This is a messenger RNA of Scleropages formosus (Asian bonytongue), 1689 nucleotides long. Its product is annotated as intercellular adhesion molecule 3-like. Bases 111 to 1163 code for a protein of 350 amino acids. Gene Ontology annotation, biological process: cell adhesion. The record is from RefSeq and is a predicted model, not a curated record. The transcript is spliced from 5 exons. Gene Ontology annotation, molecular function: integrin binding. Lineage: Eukaryota; Metazoa; Chordata; Actinopteri; Osteoglossiformes; Osteoglossidae.
UCCAACAACCCCCGCGGAGGAGUCCCUCCCGGGCGCGUCCGACCGUUCCAGUUCGAGUGGAGGCUGCUUCAGUAGCUCCCGAAUUUAGGGGCGGAUUGUCGAUGUAAAUAAUGCCGGACAAGUGCAGAACCGGGCCCGUGGACCGUGGUGGCGCCGGUUGGACUUUGGCAGUCGCCGUGCUCGCGCUUUGCGCGUUCCCUGCAGUGGAGGCUGACGACUGUCCCAUUGAAAUCGACCCCCCUGCAGUGGUGGUGAAAUAUGGAGACCCAAUAUCAGUGAACUGCACUGUGUUCACAGAGCACAUGGGGAUGGGCUGGGUGGCUAAACAAAACCCUGUACCAAACCAGCAAGGUGUCCAGUCUCUCCUCUGGACUGUUGAAAAUCUGACAGUGUGGGAUAUAAACCCUCAGUGCUUUGCAAAUUUUAAGAGAGUUCCUCAGUGUUUGAAAAAAGUGUCAGUCACCGUGUACAAGACUCCAGAUAGUGUCUCCAUCAGUUCUGAGAACCACACUAGCUCCUUAGUGGAGAGGAGACAGCACAGGCUGGUGUGUGAGGUCCAAAAUGUGGCUCCAAUUCAGAACCUUAUGGUGAAGUGGUACAAAGGCAUUGAGGUAGUGAACAUAACCUUGUAUUCUGGAGAAUCCAAGACACCUGUGAAUGUUUCCUCCACCUUCCUGAUCACCCCCAAUAGAACAGAUGAUGGAACGCAGUACAAGUGUGUGGCAGAGCUUCACUUGGGGCCAGAAGGACCACAACCCCCUCCUGCAGUGGAGUCAGAGCCCUUCAGAGUCACUGUACACUAUGCACCCUCCCUCAUCAGUUCCAGUUCAGAGGUCAUGGAGGUCAGGAAAGGUGAAAAGGUGACAUUAAACUGCACUGCUCAGGGAAACCCCCCACCUGUGUACUCCUGGAACACCUCACACCUUCAGAAGAUGGACUGGAACAAGUCAGUGUUUACCUUCUCCUUCCUGGCACCAGGAACCUACAUCUGCACUGCUGAUAACUACCUGGGACUCAAGAGGAAGCAGUUCACCAUACAGCACAAACCAGUUUCCCAAAGGACGUUCUGGAUCAUUGUUAUAGUAGGAGUGAUUGUUGCUUUUGUGCUCAUCAUCAGCUACCUCUUUCUGAGAUAUAAACAUGGCAAGAAUUCCAUAAUCUGACAAGCGCAUUACCUAAGCCCAAGACCCAGGCAGUGGAAUUUCUUCUUCUGAGAAAAUAGGAACACAAAUUGCUACAUUUUCUUUUUGGUUGGGUUUGGUAUCUAGAUUUAUUGUGAAACCUUGUUUCAAAUUUGCUACUCCAUUUCAGGUGUUCAAACUAAUUGUAGAAAAUGAUGGACUUGUGUUUUUCGGAGAUCUGACACCAUGCUCUGUCCCCAUUUCUGUGUCUGAAGUCUUCACCCUGCUCCAUACCCAAACCCAUACCCGUGUUUGCCAUCCACACCAGACCAAAGCUCAUGUCUGAACAACAGACCCACACUGAAAUAGUUCUAGUUUAUACAGCUGAGGCCCACAGACUGACUGUCUUCCCCACUGAUACUGAAAUCCAGUUUAGGGCUAUAAUGGGGAAAUAAGCUGGGGUGAUAUAUGGUGUUUGUAAAAAAAAAAAAAAAAAAACUGCAGCAUCAGAGUUAUAUAAAGCCUAUAUGCAUAGGCUGUAAUGUUAAAUAAAGUUUUGUUUAAUAAA